Molecule: messenger RNA, 474 nt
Organism: Dovyalis caffra
Lineage: Eukaryota; Viridiplantae; Streptophyta; Magnoliopsida; Malpighiales; Salicaceae
Source: the annotation of a GenBank genome assembly
AUGGCACUUAGGAAGCUGAGGCUUUCCCCUAUGAUUGGUAAACCAAAAGAACCUGGUGGAAGCCUUUUUGAGGUUUUUGGGGUCAAGAGAAGAAAUGUGGGUUCUUGGAAUGUUGUUAUAUCAAGAUAUGCAAAUUUAUGGGAUCGUAAUUUUGAUAAAGAGAUGUUAGGUUUUGUUAAAGAUAUGCAAAUUAAGGGGAUAUGGGCAAAAGGGAUUAUAGCUAGGAGGGAGCUUCAUGGGUUUACGGUGAGAAAUGAAUUGGGUUUGGGAUUGGAAUUUCAUUUAGGAUGUUGCUCGAUGGAUAUGUAUCCGAGGAGUAAUAAAGUUGAUGUGGGUAGAAAGGUGUUUGAUAGAAUGAAGAGUAGAAAUGUUUAUGCUUGGACAACAAUGAUCAAUGGUUAUGUGCGGAAUGGAGCUCUAGAAGAAGGAUUGAUUCGAUUUGAUUCAAACAAAGAUAUGGGUUUUGAAGGUUAA